AUGGAUGUAUAUUACGAGAAUCUGCUGUUAGACCAACCGGAAAGUGUGGAGUUGUGGUCUGCCUACGCAAACAGUCUCCGGGACCCCUUGGAUCGUGCAAAGGUGCUGGCGCGAGCAGCCGCUGCGAUGCCUGAUUUGACUAUAUGGCAAAGACUGAUUGAGUUGAGAAUGGGAAGAGAUGGAGAGGCCGCAAAAGAAGCAUUAUAUGAAUGCCUCGUUGACGCCCUAGCACUUUUCCCGAAGAAUAAACAGAUGUGGAAGACGUUGCUAGGCGAGUUUCCAGGACCGGCUUCCUUCGACCAUUAUUUGCGCUAUGGGCCGGAUCCGGGCUCAAUUUGGCCUGAAUACUUGAAAUGGGCUGAUGAAAACAACCAGCCGGAGGUUUAUGCACGUUACGCCGAAUUUAUAGGCAAUCCCGUGCAGGUAGCCGAACAAUUGUUGGCGAAAAACCACCCUUCCACGGCACUUGGCAUCAUUGUUAGUGCCCCAAUGAAAAGUUUAGAUGAUUUCAAGGUUCUGGUGAAAGCUGCGGAGGCGGCCAACGACCCAAGAUGCACCGAAUUCUACCGUUCGGCUCUACGGAUUUUUCCUCAGUCCGAUGGCUGGAUCAUUCCUGCUUUCGCCGCUUAUUUGACAAGCCAAGGUGAGAAUGAAGAUGCCCGUUGUCUUUUGGAAAGUUCUUUGACGGUUGCCACGUCUGUCAGAGCUUUUGUCGAGAUAUUUGCUGCUGCGUGCUCCUUUUACGAAGCAUACAUUUCGUCACUGAUUGAUGCAGGCGAGAAGUCUGAAGUUACCCUUGAAUCUUACCAGUUGCUAUUAAAACGCCGGCGACUACUCUUGAAUGAGGUCUGUAUCAGGACAGAGCCAAAUUUCGUUGGCCAUUGGCUUGAGAGGGCCGAGCUAUUAGACUCUCGCGAAUUCAAAGUGAAAGUAUUUGACGAAGCUCUGGAAAAAAUUGAUCCUCACCGAGCAGAAGGUGGACUAUCUCGUAUUUGGAUUGCAUAUUCUCAGUCGUUGAGCUCAAUGGUCGAGGUGCGUACGCUUUUCGAUCGAGCUACAAAGGUGCCGUUCCGCGAAAUGUCUGAACUUGUGUCUAUAUGGAAGUCAUGGGCACAAAGAGAAAUAUAUGACCCAAAAAGAAGCUUGAGAGUUCUUGAAAAGGCACUGGCUGGCCCAGCUAAUUCAAGCAUUCAACUAAACAACCACCAUCUGAGCCCGCAAGAAAGGUUGCACAAAUCACCAGACCUGUGGAAGUUUUAUCUCGAGCUGGCCACGAAACAUAGCGAUCUGGACAAAGUUCGUGAAAUAUACUCAAAGAUGUUGCGCUACAAGGUUGUCAGUGUGUCAGGUGUAAUUAGUUACGCCAACCUGUUAGCAUCUAAUGGGUUUGUCGAAGAAUCUUAUCGAGUUUACGAGAGGGCUACUGCAGAAUUUCCUUUCCCAUCUGCCUACAAGUUGUGGAUUUCUUAUCUGGACAAAGUCAAGGAGACCCGCUUGAGUUUGGAACGGCUUCGUGAUUUGUAUCAGCAGGUUCUAGAUACUUGUCCACCAGACCAAGCAUUACCUUUUUAUUUACGAUACAGUCAACUGGAACUAGACAAGGGACUGGUUUCAAGUGCAUUAACCAUUCUGGCUCGAGGACUAGAUGUUCUUCCCCCGUCUGAUUUGCCCGAGCUGGUAGGGGUUUAUCUCACAGCUCUCAAAGAUAACAAUGGGUUGCAGUCAACUCGUCCAGUUUACGAAAAGGCCCUUGGCCGGCUGCAGUAUGACAGCUUAGGAUCCUUCGCAAGAGAGUUUGCCGAGGUCGAGCUCCAGCUUGGUGAUUUGAACAGAGUGCGAUCGAUCCUUAAAUUUGCAUCUCAAUUCUACGAUCCACAGCUUCCCAAAGGUGCUGUAUUCUGGGACAGAUGGCAAGAAAUCGAGCAGGAGUAUGGUGAUGCAGCGUCGUUUCGAGAAAUGCUUCUCGUCAAACGGACAGUUGAGGACGCAAUUCUCAGUGAUCCAUACCGUCUGGCCGAUCGAGAAGAGUAUAUAGAUUUUGUCAAGACAUGA
Wickerhamiella sorbophila is the source of this 2052-nucleotide messenger RNA. Its product is annotated as Pre-mRNA-splicing factor syf1. Gene Ontology annotation, cellular component: post-mRNA release spliceosomal complex; Prp19 complex; U2-type catalytic step 2 spliceosome. Bases 1 to 2052 code for a protein of 683 amino acids. The record is from RefSeq and is a predicted model, not a curated record. Lineage: Eukaryota; Fungi; Ascomycota; Dipodascomycetes; Dipodascales; Trichomonascaceae. Gene Ontology annotation, biological process: generation of catalytic spliceosome for first transesterification step; mRNA splicing, via spliceosome. The transcript has a single exon. Gene Ontology annotation, molecular function: protein binding.